AUGCAUCUGUUCGACAGGAAACUCCAAGACGUGUUGGGCGGCAGAAGCCUUCUGGAAAAAUGGAUAAUUAUCGUCGUCGUCGUGCUGUGCGGUGCCGGUUUGAUGCUGACGGUCGUGACAAUUUUCGGAGGCAUGGGUGUCAAGAAUAAGAUAUGCAAGAGCGACGAGUGCCUAAUAUCAGCCGAGUCCAUAUCGAGGUCGAUUAACGCGAACGUUGAACCUUGCGACAACUUUUACGAAUUCGCGUGCGGAAAAUGGCAGUACAGCCAUCAGCUUGAAUACGGCAAACCCAACAAUUGGUUUGCCGAGAGAUCGAGAGUCAUUUCUGCAGCGGUGACGAAGAUCUUAGAAGAACCGGACCGUGAAAACGAUCUGAAGUCGAUAAAACAAGCUAGACGUCUUUAUAGGACUUGUCUGGAUACAGACACAUUAAACAAAUUGGGAUACGAACCGGUCUUCAAGUUCCUGGAGAAGAUGGGACUUCCGCGGAUGUUUCCGGAUUUUACGACCAGCACAUACCCCAACGGGACAGUGUUCAACGUGGCCAGGAGCCUGGCGCUGAUGGAGAGGUACCUUGGAGUCGAUCUCAUGUUGCAGAUAUCCUUGGAACUGAACCCGAAAAAUAACCGAACGAUCCUCAGUACUGGGCCCAUGACGAACAUUAUACCAGCAUUGCCUGAACCACUGUUCGACUACCACCGCAACCGAGACGGUAGCCAGAGACCUUAUCAAGACUUCACCUCCGAACAAGAGGCCGCCACCUCUCGAUUGGUGAUGGCGAAAGUCCAGUACAUGGUGAGGGUCAUAUCGAGUAUGUUCCCCGACGAAUUUUUCAACGCCACUUCGCUGACCACUUUUUGCGUCAAAAUCAUCAUUCUCGAAGUGACAUUAAAAAAAGCUUUAGACUUGGAAAAAAAACCAGAAGAAAUCACAAUCAGAGAUCUAAGAGAUUACAUGUAUUCGAACACGUCAGACCCAUAUGAAGAGAAACUGUUUGACUGGCAAUCGUUCAUCGAUCAUUUUACCUUGGAAUCCAAUCACACAUGGGGGAUGGACGAUAUAGUGUUGGUCCGAAAUAAGGAAUAUUUUUUGGAACUACAAUGGAGAUUAAUAAACACUCCUCUAGAAGAAAUUCAACAACUUCUUUGGUGGAAAAUCGUGGAAACUUUAAUUCCGCACACUACCACGGAUAUGGCAAACCUAAAAUUGGCAUUGAACGAGAUCGUGGUACCGUCGGCGAUAAGAAUUACCCGACCAGAAUUUUGUACCGCAGUUACCAGAGCUUUCGUCAAGGGCCCAAUCGCCUACGAGUUCUACGUUCGAGACGACUUGAAAGUCACUACGGAGAAGAUCCGGAUGAUGAUCAAUCAACUGCAAGGUGCGUUCAGUGACAUGAUCAGUGAAUCCGAUUGGACGGACGAGCAAACAAAACAGGUGGCCACCCUAAAGGUGGACGCCAUGAGAAUCGGAGUCGGUUAUCCGAAAAUAUUUGAAACGCCGGACGAACUGGACGCAAACUACAACUACAUCAUCGUCGAAGACCCCCACUACCUUCAGACCAUGUUGAACAUUAGGUCCUACGAGAUCGGUUUCGUACUGGGAAAGGUGGGAGAACCGGUAAAAAUGGAUGGUGCGAAGUCAGUCACGACGGACCCGUUGGAAGUAAACGCGUAUUACAAUAGAAUGGACAAUUCCAUCAACAUUCCAUCCGGAAUUCUACAGAUACCGUUUUUCAACAAGGGUGUCGAUGUCGUAAACUACGGCGCCAUCGGUUCGAUCCUCGGACACGAAAUCUCACACGGAUUCGACAUCGAAGGUAAAGACUACGAUAUCCACGGCCAUAAGACGUCGCAGUGGUCUCCAAACACGGUGAGAGAGUACUUGACCCGGGCGCAGUGCUUCGUCGAACAGUACGAUCAGUUCAUGUUGAACUCAAACACCAGACUAAAUGGCACGCACACUUUGGCCGAAAACAUGGCCGACAACGUGGGACUGAAGCAGUCGUGGAAGGCGUACAAAUCGCAUAACAUCGGCGGGGAAUCCCGUCUAUCGGGGCUCACCGAGUACUCCAACGACCAGCUGUUCUUUUUGUCCUACGCAAACGUGUGGUGCCAAAAUCCGGAAGACGAGAAUUCCGAACAAAUUGACCCACUCAGAAACGACGAGCACAGCCCCAGCGCCAUCCGGGUGAUAGGGUCGCUGAGAAACAGUGCCGAGUUCGCGGACGUCUGGAAAUGUCCGGUCGGAAGUCCCAUGAACCCUUCCAAGAAGUGCUCCAUGUGGUGAACGCCAAAUACAACGCCAUCGACGUCCAAAACCGUUUGCUCGGUGCUCGACGAUUUUUACAAUUAUUAUUAUUAUUAUUACUAUUAUCAUUGUUUAAUAAAUGUUAUUUAUGUUGUUGUCAUUAUUUUCAUCGUUCAGCUCCGUACACAACAGACGAUAAUCUAUAGUUGUUGUUCGUUUUGUGCAGUGAAAGUGAUAACGCUAUAAAAAUGUAUUAUGUAAUAUAAGUCUGUAUUCUCGUCAUC
Molecule: messenger RNA, 2531 nt
Organism: Myzus persicae (green peach aphid)
Lineage: Eukaryota; Metazoa; Arthropoda; Insecta; Hemiptera; Aphididae
Product: neprilysin-2-like
Exons: 18
Coding region: 1-2286 (761 amino acids)
Biological process (GO): protein processing
Cellular component (GO): plasma membrane
Molecular function (GO): metalloendopeptidase activity
Source: RefSeq, a predicted model, not a curated record